UAAUAGGUGUCCUUAAUUGCGCCUGUCCAGAAAUUGAUUUGCUGACGUGUAGGGGGAGGCGAGAGUGGGGGGUGGGGCUUCCGGAAAUCGUACGUCGCUGCGUGUUUCGAUGUUCUGAGGAGAAAGAAGGACUUGAUUUUGAACGAUGAGUAUCGAAGUGGAGAGAAAGUUUGUAUGCAAUGCCAACAGUCUGAAAACUCUGGAAGAAAUUGGAGUCUGUGUCCGUCAGCACCAGUUCCAAGACCGAUACUUUGACACCCCACAAUUUGACCUCACUUUAAGAGACGUGUGGCUGCGUCAACGUGAAGGAUGCUGGGAACUCAAGUGUCCAACCGCAAUAGUCAAAGGAGGGCAAGAGUUACAAGACGAACCAUCAGAAGCAGCCACGUUAUGUACUCGCUACAAAGAGAUAACCAAUGUGGCCGAUAUUCAUCUGAAGCUGAAAGAGGUUCUAAAAGACAUUGGUGAAGAAAACAAGUCCCCAAUAACUGCUGAAUGCUGUCAGACUUUAACUGACCACCAUGGUCUUGGCAAGGCAGAAAUGAACUGUGUGCCAGAAGACGGUUGGGCGAGUGCUAUGAAUCUGGUAUGCUUUGCAGAGUUUACCACAAUGAGACGGACAUUCACUUUAGAAGAGGAUGGCGUGAACGUAGAUCUGGACGACGCAGACUUCGGCUACAGUGUAGGAGAAAUAGAAGUCCUCAUACCAGAGGGAGGAGAUAUGCAGGCUGCCCUGGACAAGAUUCACAGAACUGCAAAGAAGCUUGGUGUGGCUGGAGAUCAGGCAGUUGAUGGGAAAAUGUCCGUUUACCUUCAAAGAAACUUCCCUGCACACUACGCAAGACUACUGAGUCAACACAUUUUGCCAACCAACUUGCCGCAAUGAAGAGUCAUCGGCAGUGCUGUUAUUUAAUCGUUGAAUGUAUUUAAAUAGAAUGCAAGUGAGACAAUAAAUAUGUUUUCCGCUUUUA
Molecule: messenger RNA, 971 nt
Organism: Syngnathus typhle (broad-nosed pipefish)
Lineage: Eukaryota; Metazoa; Chordata; Actinopteri; Syngnathiformes; Syngnathidae
Gene: thtpa
Product: thiamine triphosphatase
Exons: 4
Coding region: 146-886 (246 amino acids)
Biological process (GO): thiamine metabolic process; dephosphorylation; thiamine diphosphate metabolic process
Molecular function (GO): magnesium ion binding; thiamine triphosphate phosphatase activity
Source: RefSeq, a predicted model, not a curated record